Molecule: messenger RNA, 657 nt
Organism: Filobasidium floriforme
Lineage: Eukaryota; Fungi; Basidiomycota; Tremellomycetes; Filobasidiales; Filobasidiaceae
Exons: 2
Coding region: 1-657 (218 amino acids)
Source: RefSeq, a predicted model, not a curated record
AUGAGCAACCCGAUCCAGCACAGCGAACACAGAUCCAGUUGGAAUUGGUGGACGACGGACUCCCCUUUCCCGGAACAAGAAGCGUCACACUUAUGGGAUCCCUUGAAAGCAGCGUUGAUGACUCUUGUUGACGGUGCCGUAGAACCCGUCAACCAGGUGAUACUUGACAACUUCAGUCAUGGACAAACUGCCAGAACUUGGAAGGAAGUCCGAGCUUUAGCAAGGGAAUCCUUGAGGGGAGCGAAGUCUGGGCGACCGGCUCUGGAUCUCGUUGAAUCGAAAAUCCAGAAGGGUUGCGAAGAACUGAGUGUCGAGUGGAAUAGAUCUCUGAGCACCGAACUUGUGCCUUUGGAUCUGGCCACCAAGGGGCUGUCGAUUUCUCCCAAUUGCGUUUUUGCCGCUGCCAACUCCACAAUCGGUGUUUCUCUCACGGUGCUGUUGUCAAUCGAUUUCGAGGUCCAGCGAACCGUCACGAAUGGCGUUGAAGUACUUCGUUGGGCAAGAGUGACCCAACACAACUUAUCCUGGAGGCAGCCCGCCAUCGAGCUGGAUUGGGUCGAAACAUUGGAUUGCAAGCCCGCCGACUCGAUCGACACUGGAUUGGUGGAAGCGCCUCGAUCGUACCUUGUCACGCUUUUCACCGUAUCUUCAGACUAG